Messenger RNA from Actinia tenebrosa (Australian red waratah sea anemone), 1377 nucleotides. RefSeq lists its product as uncharacterized. Gene Ontology annotation, molecular function: protein binding. NCBI's taxonomy places the organism in Eukaryota, Metazoa, Cnidaria, Anthozoa, Actiniaria, Actiniidae. The record is from RefSeq and is a predicted model, not a curated record.
UUGAGCCACGUGGAGGUCUAGUAGUUACAUCAAUGCUUGAYCACUUUUGUGCUAUAAGUGGACCAACAAGGCUUACUGAAGCACUGUAUUCAGCACGACACACCCUGAAGGUAGUACUGAAGACUAACGGCUGAACCGAGCUUUGACAAGCUAAGAAACACGAGACGAAAGUAUCAUGCUCUCACUUUCCAAAUGCCUUUUUCUGGUUUGGUAUUUUUCAUCCCUCAAGGUGUUUGCCGUCCAGCCAAGCAUUACCAUGUCACUUAAAGACGACAAGGAAAAUACCGUAAACGUGAAGGUACAAGCCGUUGGUUGUUUCGGUGACGCACACUCGCCUAGAGCUUUACGCAACAUGUACUUCAACGCCCGCGGAUUCUAUGCUCCUGAUGGAAGUAAAACGACUGACGUAAUCAAAGCAUGCGCGGAGAACGCUUACGAGCGAGGCUACAAAGUGGUUUUUGGCAUUCAGUAUUAUGGCGAGUGUUGGAGUGAUGACGUAGCAGAAGGAAGGUACAACAUGUACGGUGUGUCAUCCAGCUGUGAACACGGAGUAGGGAAAGGAUGGGCAAACAUGGUCUAUCGUAUAACAGUGAUUCCCAAAUCCCCGGUCGAAGGGUGUAACAUCAACGGUAAAGAGUACAGCAAAGAAGCUGAAAUGAUGAUCCCCAACGACUGGAGCAGUAACGUGUAUGACUCUAAAUGCAUGAAGUGUAUAUGUUCUGGUGGUCAGGCUAUGGACUGUCAAGUACAAAUGUUCUGUGAAACAGGGUACGAGGGAUUGUGUUCCAGAUGGAGGAACGCUACUGGUGAAUGCUGUCCUGUCUGUGACUGUUACCACGAAGGCAAACCCAUGGAGGUCGGUAGUACAUGGGUGGUACGUGAAGGACCUAGAUGUUCAGAGUGCACAUGUGGUGCUAAUAACAUCGCUAAGUGUACCAACCAACAGGGGUGUAUUUGUACUGAUGGAUACGAUGCGAUACCAGUUCCUGGAAAAUGCUGCCCUGAAUGUGUUCCUAAAAAGUCAACAACAACAACAUCACCACCACCAGAGACAAUCCCAACAACGAAAGAACGACCGCCACCAACAUUUCCAAUUUUUGUGUGAUCAAUAUGCGAUUACAAAACAUUUAAACCAAAGAUGAAACUGAAUUUAUAGGCCACAUUCAAUGCAGAGAUCCCAUCCUUGAUUUAAAGUAAUCCCGUAAAGUAAUCCCGUAGUGCAUUGUGUAACGCUAACUCCAUUCUUGACCUAGAUGCUUGCUAAGUAUAUCUAUUGUAAAACCUUAUCGAAAACUUUAUAUGAUUUCAGUUUAGUUGCACCUUUUGUAUCGUGAAAAUCAAUGAAAAAUGCGCCGUGGAGGAAUAAAGUAAAAUCAA